AUGACCACUAGUGGCACUACUGGUACUGAAAAGAAGUUGAGUUCUGGUGACCGGCUGCACUCGGGAGCAGAAGCCAUAGCUUCCCAACAUCAACCAGCAACAAAAUUUGGAAGUCAGAGCAAUUAUUCUAUGUCCUUCUGUGCUAUUGUAGCAGAAGAAAAUCAUACAAAUCCUGGGCACACGGGACCAUUUUCUGCAGCCUCUGUGCACAAUAGCAUUCCAAAUCCGACCAGCCCCACCACUGCUAGUUUGGCUGGUGCAAACAGAGGGCCCACCAGUCCCACAGUUGCUACAAUAGAGUUGAUUCCUUCGGUGACUAACCCAGAGAACCUUCCUUCACUUCCAGAUAUCCCACCCAUUCAGCUGGAUGAUGCUGGAUCGAGUACGUUAGAUAAUUUGUUGAGCAGAUUUAUCUCGGACAGUCAUCACCACCCACCACCACUGCCACCACCAGCCUCCUCCAGUUCAAACCCAUCCCCUGGACCCUCAGCACCAUCCCCUGGACCAGCAAUUGCAGCCUUAGCAAUGGCUAACUCCCACACUCCAGUCAGACCCUCGAGUACUUCUAGCACUGGUAGCAGAGGCAGCUGUAGCUCCUCUGGUAAAGCUCAAGGUACAGAGAGGGGGAUCUCAGUCUUUCGACCAGACCAAGUCAAAGUGAAGCAAGAACCAGGCACGGAGGAUGAUGUGUGCAGUUUUACUGGUGCUUCUGUAAAACAUGAGCAUUUAGAAGAUGGCCGGAGAAGCGCUUGCAUGAUGAGUAGUCCUGAAAGCAGCUUGACACCACCUCUUUCCAACAACUUGCACUCUGAGAGUGAGACUGAUAUCGAAGGGCUUAGGCAAGUUGAAAACCACGUGAAGAUGGAGACUUCUGACAAGACGGGAAGUUGCAGGCAACUGAAUAAUGCUGUAAAUGGAAAAUCACCAAUCCGUAACUUUGCGCAUCGCUCACCACGAGCUGGAGGGGACAACAGCAAUAAUAAGGAUGAAGAUCCUAAUGAGGAUUGGUGUGCUGUAUGUCAGAAUGGUGGAGAUCUUCUGUGUUGUGACAAGUGUCCAAAGGUUUUCCAUCUUGCGUGUCACGUACCUACACUUCUCAACUUUCCUAGUGGGGAGUGGAUCUGCACGUUUUGUCGGGACCUGUCCAAACCAGAAGUGGAAUAUGAUUGUGACAAUUUGUAUCAUAUAAAGAAGGGAAAAACUGGACCAAGCCUGGCUCCAGUUGACCAAAGGAAGUGUGAGCGUCUCCUGUUAUAUCUUUAUUGUCAUGAAAUGAGCAUCGCAUUCCAAGAACCUGUUCCUUCCUCUGUUCCGGAUUACUACAGAAUAAUUAAGAAUCCAAUGGAUUUAUCCAGAGUGAAAAUGAAAUUGCAGAAAAAGCACUCGCAACAUUACCAAACACCAGAGAACUUUGUAGCUGACAUUAGGCUCAUUUUCAAGAACUGUGAAAAAUUCAAUGAAGUUACCCUAUUACCUGGGGUUCAAAAUGGUCCUCAAGCCCUCAUGAGGACCAAAGAAAGGGAAAUGAGAACCAAGGCAGAUUCAGAGGUAGCCCAGGCUGGAAAGGCUCUAGAAAGCUAUUUUGAAACAAAGCUACAGGUGGUUUAUUCAGACAGAACCUUUACACCUCUGGUAGAAUCAGAUUCCGACCACGAAGAUGAAGCUCAUAUCAGUGAGGAUUCAGACGAUGACUUCGUUCAACCUAGGCGAAAACGGCUAAAGUCUGAUGACAGACCAGUGCACAUUAAAUAACUUUCUCCACCUUUCAGGGGAAGAUGAACUUCUUGGACUUCUCCUCUUUUUUUCUGUUCACAGGAUGUGAUCGAUACUCCCGUGGCUAUCUGCUUGUUGGUUGUAAAAGCUGAUACCCACCACACAGUAUUUAUUAGAGUUUUAAAAUGUUUUUGUACAAAUAAACAAAACUUUGUUGCAUUUGUUCAUUAUCUAAAUACUGAGAGUCUUUCCGGAUUUUGUUCCUUUUUUAAAAAAAAUCCUUGCUGAUGUAAUUAUUUGAUUCUUUGUGCUAAACGUUGUAGAUGGCAUAUAUUUUAUUGGCAUGCACAAGGAACUACACAAAUAUUUAAUUUACAUAUUCAGAAAUGGAAAUUUUCUUUGUAAGAUGGUAACAUUUCACGCAAUUAUCAGGUUAGAUAAACACAGUAGCUCUUGCCUUCCAGGUGCCUGCUCUCAGUUACCUUUUUUCAGCUACCAAGUGUUCAAUUCAAAUCAGAUGCAAGAUCUGUAAAUGCUAUCUAUUGAAUGUCAUGGGGAUUUAUUAAUUUCUGGUGAAGUACAUAUGUGCACUACAAUAAUAGCUGCCAUUACCACGUUUUAACUUGAAGGACCACUAUAGCAUCUCUUCACAUUAUAAAAGUACAAGAUUUGUUUAUCUUAACAAGACCACUCUAAAUAGAAGCUUAUUUCACAAGUAUAUUAGUACAUUUUUGUUCGACUUUGUAGUUAGAAAACUGCAAAGCUGCCACUUUAUGCCAUAAUCUGUGGAAUGGCCGGAACACUCAAAACUUAUUCUGUGUUGCCACAGACACACUGCGCCAUUAACUUGAAAUUUCAAGUGGUUUAUUUGCUGCAGAUAUGUUUUCAUACUUUUUAAAGUAAUGGGAAUUUUGAGGAAAUGGAAGCAUAGAAAUAAGCCCUUUUCCUGGCAUGUUAAUCUGGUUCUAUCUGUGCUGUUGAUUUACUAUUAAAUGUCUAAAGUGGGUCAAGUCCAAAAUUUGGCACAAUCUAAAUUAAAAACAGAAUUGUGUAUUACUUCAGAAGAAAAGGGACUGGUAUGAUCUUGUCAUUUCUAAACAUGUGAAGAGUUCCAGUAUUUGACUGUCAAACACUUAAAGCUUCGUUGUUAAUAUUGAAAAUGAUGCCAUUGGAUGCAGUGGCUUUUUUUUUCUAUUGCCCUCUAUCCUUUAGAAUCGUGACUUGGCUUCAGUAGAGACUGCUGGCUCUGCUAUCCUUGCUAGCUGAGGCACUCCGACUGAACUAAGUUUAGUCAGCCUCAUCCCGGUUCUUAAUGGGUAUAGGCUUGCAAAACAAAACUGUUCAUACUAACUUUAUGUAAUGCAUGCAUUAGAGGAUGGUUGGUGCCAGCAAUAAGGUGCAUAAUGUUAAUAGCACAACAGGCUGUGACCUUUAAAAAUUGCACUCCGUGCCUUUUUUGCUAAACAGUCUAAAAGGAUGUAAUUAUAGUUUGAAAAGAUAUGCCCUGAAUUUGGUCCUGGCCUUUGUCUAGACAAAAAAAAAUUAAGUUUACAUUAAAAUGCUAGCAGCAAGUUGGAACUUUCUUCUAACUCGCUUCAUGCUUUGUCCUGGUUCAACAAGUGAUCUGCAGCACCUGUGUGCUUAGCUUUUAUUUGCAAGGAACAGGUUUUUACUUAGAACAAUGGAUCUUGCACGAAACUGUGUUGUGCUAAAUGUCUAAUCAACUCUACCUGACUGGGAAAUGUGUGCCACUGAUGAUAAGAACCAAAAAUGUGCACAGACAGGAAUGAAACCACCAUCUCUUACCUUGAUCACAAUGAACAAUUUGCUCAUACAAUUUAAAAAUAAAAGAUGAAAGUCAUGUAUUUGCACGUGGUUGUUUCUAGUUUUGUAAAUUGGUCAGAAGUAAAUGAAAAUAAAGCUAUUCAAUUCUUCUUAUUUUAAGUGUGCAAGUACAUGAGGCUUAAAUGCUCUUUUAAGUGAUUUGAUGCCCAUUAGUGAUUUUUAUUUUCAGUUAAUUUACAUAAUUCAUUAGAAAUAUAAAGUUUGGUUAUUGGAUAAACACUGAUAUCAACUAGCUAAAGGGUUGUUAGAAGUUCUAUAAUGUUAAUACUUGGAUGCCCAUUAUUGUAUGAAUGUUAAAUCCUGACCUCUAAAUGAGAAGUAUAGUAUAAAUAUAUAUUGCACCCUGAAGUAGCGACAUUUACACUACAGUUUCAGCAUUAAUAAAUUAAAUCAUUUGACACAGUCAUGAUAUAUGAAAGAAACUCUAGAAGUAGUACAUGUAUUUGAUAUCUUAAUCAAAUAGUCACUCUUCAGAUUUGUUUCCUUUCAUCUACUAAAGCAAAGUAGUUUUGUUUUGUGAAACUAGCCAAGUUAUGAACUUCCUUUUUCCUAAUUUUGUUACUCUCAGAAGUAUUUAUAACUGGUUUUCUGCUUGCAUUAGAAAUAAUAACAGUAGGAAUAUUUCCAUGGAUUAUGUAUAUUUGGUGAUUUAUCCUUCUAAUAUUGCCAUAGUACAAAUGAUAUCUUACAAUAAAUGUUAACUUCUGAAAAGAUAUGUGCCCACAUUUUGGGCAUAUAUCUGGGUACCAUUUAUUUUUCUGGUCAUUUAAUCUAUGACUCAACUGUUUUUGUUGUCCCCACGCAAGAUAGACUUUAAUCUGAUUGAAGCUCAAAUGCAUCCUUGAACCAGUUUGUGAAUGGUAACCCUUUUUCAUAAAUUUUCUUUCCCUGUUUCUCUUUUGCAAUAUUUUUCUCUCAUCCAGUAUUGUUACUAUUUUAAUCACUGAGCUUUUGACUAUUCACUUCUGUAUAAACAGCAGUCCAUAAUGAGCUGUUGGCCAAGAACAGAUGGUUGUUCAGGGUAACCAUAAGCAAAUAUCAGUGUUAUGCUUCAAAAUGCAAAACUUCAUAUGGGAUCUUUUGAAUCAAGGAUUUACAGUUUUUACCAGUGCUUCAACAGUACCUUCCCUAACUUGAUAAUUACUUGUCAUUUUCAUUAGGAGUAAUCAAAUUUGCAUUGCAUCCAUAAUGUUGAUGUCUUGUGGCCCACACUGAAUGUGUACUCUAAACCAGGGCCAGAAAGGACUGAUGCUGCUACAAUACCCCAGUUUGAAAGAGAGGAUAGUUUUAAGCAUGUAGUAUUUGAGGCAAAAUGCUUGUUGGCAUUCUGAAGUUAUAAUAAAAGCUUAUUUAUAAGUUGCACUUUCUUUAAAUCUUUUAAUUUAUAAUAGGAAUGUGUGCUAUUCCUUGACUUGCAGGUUUUGGACAAAUCAAAUGUGCAGUCCUAAUUAUGGUUAUUACUCAUGCAGGGUUGAAGUUGAAAAAAGUCUGAGAUUUGAUUGUAAAGCAAUUGUUAUUUUUGGUUAUAAAAAGCUGCUUGUGUAUGCCAUAAAAAUAUAGAGCCUCCUUAGCUACUGAUCACACUCUUAUGUCGAUCGUCCUAUGGAUGAAUUUUAAUCGACAUCACCUGUCUUUUUUUUAAAUGAUUGCCAGUUAUAACUGUUGCAUCCGCUGUGUUUUUUUUGCUAUUUUGUAACUUAAAGUUUACAGUAUUUUUGUCAGAGUUAUUUAAGAGCCUGUCAUCAGUUUGUAAAUAUUAUCUGUUUUAAAAUAUUGCAGAAUGUUGUGUUGUAGAUGAUGAAAGUUGUUGCAUUAGAACAGACAAAUGCUUUAAUUGGAAACUUUCUCCUUAGUCAUUUCUAUUAAAUUGUACAGCUGGCAAGGGGCAUGUAGUGAUGGAGUGUUUUUCUUGUGCCAAAAAAGCAGAUGUGACCUUCAAUGCAGCCAUAGAACACCGUCCCAGCCCUCAAAUAAAAAUCAAGGUGUCAUUUCUGUUGAAA
This is a messenger RNA of Rhincodon typus (whale shark), 5558 nucleotides long. RefSeq names its product E3 ubiquitin-protein ligase TRIM33-like. The coding region runs from base 1 to 1752 and encodes 583 amino acids. Lineage: Eukaryota; Metazoa; Chordata; Chondrichthyes; Orectolobiformes; Rhincodontidae. The transcript is spliced from 12 exons. The record is from RefSeq and is a predicted model, not a curated record. Gene Ontology annotation, molecular function: protein binding.